UCUCCACCCGGCCCAUUCUUCCUCAGUCACAAACAUAUACACUCCCUAAACCUCUCUCCCAUCUUUUGUUCCGCUCAACAAAACCCUAAUUAGAGAUGGCAAAGUCGAAGAAUCACACCGCUCACAACCAAUCUUACAAAGCUCACAAGAAUGGCAUCAAAAAGCCAAAGAGGCAUCGCCACACUUCAACCAAAGGGAUGGAUCCUAAGUUUUUGAGGAAUCAGAGGUAUGCAAGGAAGCACAACAAGAAAAAUGGUGAAAUUUCCGCUGAAGAAUAGAGUAAAGUAUUUGAUCUAUAAUGGGCUUUUUUGUAUUUUCAGAUCUAUCUGUGGUACUAUGUUGUUUUUUAAAAUUUACAGAUAUUGCAUUUUUGUUGAAGACAGUUGAAAUUUUGUUGUUGAAUAUUUAGUUACUUAUGUUUUAAUUAACUUGUGUUAAUUUAAUUGCGGAUGCGAACUUUUUGUUA
Molecule: messenger RNA, 466 nt
Organism: Trifolium pratense (red clover)
Lineage: Eukaryota; Viridiplantae; Streptophyta; Magnoliopsida; Fabales; Fabaceae
Product: 60S ribosomal protein L29-1-like
Exons: 3
Coding region: 96-278 (60 amino acids)
Biological process (GO): cytoplasmic translation
Cellular component (GO): cytosolic large ribosomal subunit; ribosome
Molecular function (GO): structural constituent of ribosome
Source: RefSeq, a predicted model, not a curated record